AUGUCCAAUACGUCUUCUAUAGACGCAAGCUCGCCCACUACGGCAUGUGCCGUUUGCGAGGCUUCCAAUCCUGCUACUACUAAUACUUCUUCCACUUUCAUAUGUGAAGUUUGCAGUGAUAUUAUCUCGGCAUCAUAUGAUAUCGCUGAUGAUGAAAUGCUCACCAAGGUUACAAUGGAGAAAUAUGAUGCUUUCUACAAACAAUUUGAGUCUGCUACUAAUUCCGAAUUACCGAAUUAG
Perkinsus marinus ATCC 50983 is the source of this 240-nucleotide messenger RNA. RefSeq lists its product as hypothetical. The transcript has 2 exons. Lineage: Eukaryota; Perkinsozoa; Perkinsida; Perkinsidae. The record is from RefSeq and is a predicted model, not a curated record. The coding region runs from base 1 to 240 and encodes 79 amino acids.